Molecule: messenger RNA, 1995 nt
Organism: Onthophagus taurus
Lineage: Eukaryota; Metazoa; Arthropoda; Insecta; Coleoptera; Scarabaeidae
Gene: MESR6
Product: Misexpression suppressor of ras 6
Source: RefSeq, a predicted model, not a curated record
GUUUUAAUUAGCGUUAUAAUUAGCGUUAACCUUCAUGUACCCUCAUCGUAUAUCACGUUAACGUCAACAAUAAAAAAAAAUGUAACAUUAUCACGGAGAACUCAACUAAUACCAUAUAGGGCACCAUACCAGCCUUGACACACUGCCUCCUCUCGCGUUUGGACUCUUUUUUUCGACACAACGCCGGUCGCCAAAACGGCAAAAUAGCUUAUUUACAAUUAAAUGUUUCUACAACCGUUCAGUAACUCGUGUGUAAUCGUCCAAAACGAUACGUUUAAACAUAUAAUUUGAGUAAAUUUAUGUUUUUUUUAUAAAUAAUACGGUGUGUGUCGAGCGGUCCUGGUACCUAUACACAACUACUAUUAAAUGGACUCUAUAAAUAAUAAUAGAACGAAAGUGACGUUUGCAGUUUUCAUAUUCCCAACGUAAAUCGGCUGAACCAAGCCUUCCUCUCUGCAUUUCACCGCAGCCGUUUUACUUUUAUUUUAUUACUAUUGUCGGCUCCCGUCUAAUUUGGGUUUUCUCGGAUCUUCGCUUUCGCCUCAACUCGUUGACGACGUGUUUGUUCGUAUUCCGUAGGCGUCACUACGUUUACCCUCUAUCAUUACGCCGUACUAGUUAAAAUUAAAGUCGGUUAAAUUUUGAAAAAACGUGACAAUGUGCGCGAAUUUACUAUUACCGAGUAAAACGUGACUCUCUCGCUUGGUUUUGUGCGUUUAUUAAUAUUUACAAACACGCGGUAACGAUUUUUGGAUUGGUUGGACCAUUAUCGACGUCAUGGAUCGUACUAUGUACGGGAAAAUCGUCCCGGGGACUUUACAUCCUUAUCAGUGUACAUUAAAAUGUGGGACUUUACCAGGAUGUACGAUGGAAAAAUUGAAGAAAUAUCCAAAGAUUCCAAUAUACAUCGUCGAGUAUCACAACGAUGUUUUACCAUUUAUUUACCGUGCAAUCGGUUCGAAACAUUUUCCUUUAGAAAAUUCGACGUUGGUACACUUUGAUUCACAUCCCGAUAUGUUAAUAUCAAGAACAAUGAAAGCUGACGUUGUUUUUAAUAAGGAGCUUUUAUUCGAGGAAUUAAGUAUUGAAAAUUGGAUUAUGCCCGCCGUUUAUGGCGGUCAUUUUAAAGAUUUGAUUUGGAUAAAACCACCUUGGGCUUUACAAAUGAGCGAGGGAAAAAAAUGUUUUAAAAUUGGCGCCGACAAAAAUUCGGGAUUGCUUAAAGUCGAUUCGAUGGAAAAUUAUUUUUUAACAGAUUGUUUAUACGCCCCCGAAGAAGACUUAUUAGACGCUAAAAAUGUUAAUUUAGACGUGAUUACGUUGGGAAAAGAAAUCGACGAUUUUGGUGAUAUCUCAAAAAUAUUACAAAAUACUUUAAAAACUAAUUAUAUUUUAGAUAUUGAUUUAGAUUUUUUUAGUACUAGUAAUCCGUUUAAAGCCUUAUACAAAGAAGUUGAUAUGUAUGAGAAAUUAAAAGAAAUAUAUAAAUUUGUUUGGCCUGAAAUUAAAACUCCCGCUAAAAUUGUAGAAGCCACAAAAAGAAGAGAAACCCAACUAAAAGAGUUAGAAAAUUAUUUCCAAUCGUUACAAAAAACCAACGAACUACCCGAAACUAAUAAUCCCUCCGAUAUUUAUUUAAAAGUACAGAAACUCAGCGAAGAAUUAAAAGAAACAUUCGGUAACGACAAAGUUGAUUUUGAUAUCGUUCACGACGCUGGUUGUACUUGUGAUGACACUGAUUUACCGCAUCAUGUAUCCGACAAAGACGACCUUGAAACAAUGAUUGGGGCUUUUGAAAAAUUUUUAAAUCUUUUAUCUUUCCCACCUACGCUAAUAACUAUGUCGAGAUCAAGCAUCGAUGAUUAUACCCCGGAAGAAGACGUUGAAUUUAUACAGGAGCGAAUUUUGAAGAUUUUAAAUGAAAAGUUUCAGUGUGAUCAACCUGUAUUGAAAUAUUUAGAGGAUUGUGAAGAUCAAUAAAAAAGUUCAAUAAUA